Nematolebias whitei (Rio pearlfish) is the source of this 1023-nucleotide messenger RNA. Its product is annotated as G-protein coupled receptor 6. The coding region runs from base 1 to 1023 and encodes 340 amino acids. Lineage: Eukaryota; Metazoa; Chordata; Actinopteri; Cyprinodontiformes; Rivulidae. Gene Ontology annotation, cellular component: membrane. Gene Ontology annotation, biological process: G protein-coupled receptor signaling pathway. Gene Ontology annotation, molecular function: sphingosine-1-phosphate receptor activity. The record is from RefSeq and is a predicted model, not a curated record. The transcript has a single exon.
AUGAAUGAGUCGUUCAUGGUGAACGAGUCGUUUGUGGUGAACGACUCGUCUGUGACUCCCGCGAGCGGAGAGUCUCUCCCGUGGAUAGAGGCGGAGUCGUCUGGCCACAACGGCAGCUUGGAAUUCUCCACCGCCCCGUUCGAUUUUCCCAUCAACCCAUGGGACAUUAUGCUGUGCAUGUCCGGCACCGUCAUCGCCUGUGAGAACGCCAUAGUGGUAGCCAUCAUCUUCUACACGCCCACUUUGAGGGCUCCCAUGUUCGUGCUGAUUGGGAGCCUGGCUACAGCAGACCUGCUGGCCGGCAUGGGAUUAAUCCUGAACUUUGUGUUUCAGUACGUCAUCUCCUCUGAGACCAUCAGCCUCAUCACAGUGGGCUUUCUAGUGACGUCUUUCACUGCUUCCAUCAGCAGUCUUUUGGCCAUCACUGUGGACCGUUACUUCUCCCUCUACAAUGCCCUGACGUACUUCUCAGAGAAGACGCUGCAGUACGUGCACCUCAUGCUGAUUGGGACUUGGGGGGUGUCUCUGUUGCUGGGCUUGCUGCCGGUGCUCGGCUGGAACUGCCUGCACGAGCCGGCUUCCUGCAGCAUUGUCCGCCCUUUGACCCGGACCAAUGUCAUGCUCUUGGCCACCUCCUUUUUCACCAUCUUCGUGCUCAUGCUAACCCUCUACUUUAAGAUCUGCAAGAUUGUGUGCCACCACGCCCACCAGAUUGCCCUCCAACAGCACUUCUUCGCCACGUCUCAUUACGUCGCCACCAAAAAAGGCGUAUCCACUUUAGCCAUCAUCUUGGGGACUUUUGGCGCCAGCUGGCUCCCUUUUGCCAUCUAUUGUCUGGUUGGUGAAAAGGAGUAUCCGUCAGUGUACACGUAUGCUACACUGCUUCCAGCAACCUACAACUCCAUGAUCAACCCCAUCAUCUAUGCCUACAGAAACACAGAGAUCCAGCGCUCCAUCUACAUGCUUCUCUGUGGCUGCUUUCAGGCAAAAGCAUACCGCUCCAGGUCGCCGAGUGAGGUCUAA